AUGUCUUCACUUUCAGAAUACGCCUUAUGCAUGAGUCACCUGAGCACCCAGCUCUUCAGUGAGGCUGCCAGGCCGACUGACUUGAAAUCCAUGAAAGUGGUGACACUUUUCAGUGAGCAGCCAAUGGCUAAGAAGAAGGAGACCUGCGACUGGUACCCAAACCACAACACAUAUUUCGCGCUCAUGGGCACACUCCGGUUUCUUGGCCUCUAGACAUGAGCAU
Messenger RNA from Octodon degus (degu), 223 nucleotides. RefSeq names its product 28S ribosomal protein S33, mitochondrial-like. Gene Ontology annotation, cellular component: mitochondrion. The transcript has a single exon. Lineage: Eukaryota; Metazoa; Chordata; Mammalia; Rodentia; Octodontidae. The coding region runs from base 1 to 213 and encodes 70 amino acids. The record is from RefSeq and is a predicted model, not a curated record.